CAAAGAGGGGGAGAGGAUGCUCGGAAGAAGAUUUGUUUGGUCAGCUGACUAAACCGGGAGAAUUAACCAGACAUGUUGUUUAGCAGGAGAGCGAAGUAUGAAACGCAGAAUCUGACAGCGGCCCAUAAACUGAGGUGACAUGUCAUUGAGAAGCCACAAGGGCGGGGAGGACCUCUGGUCUUUAGCAUGAACAUCUACAACACGCAAGAUCAGACAGAGAACAGUCAGGAUGAGGAAGACAACUUCAGUAGAUACAUGGAUGAAAACGGGAUUAUUGGAAUGGAAGAUGAUGAGUUUCUGGCUGUUGAUGAGCAAGGCAUUGUUGGAGAACAAGAAAUAUGGGAACUUGAAGAACCAAGAAUUUUGGACCUUGGGAUGCAAGGGAUUAUGGGCAUCAAUGAAGAAAGAAUUAUGGGGCUGGAUGAGGUAGGAAUUAUGGGACUGGAUGAGGAAGGCCUUCUGCAGCUGACUGAUAAAGACAAGUCCCUAGAUUCCCAUACAGACGAGGACAUAUCUGGCCUGCAGAGUCUGGAUGAUCAGUUCAGUUUUUCUCAAGUGGAGAAGGAGGGAAACCAUGAAUUCCCUGAAAAUCAUGACACAGACAAUGAUCCCAGCUCUGAGGACCACCCUGGUAUUUCACUAUCUCUACCUCCUCCUUUAGACUGGCACCCACCAAGCAGAGACCAGCAGCUAGAUAUGACAGAGGAUGAGAUGGAUCGGGGUAGCUCAGUGGAGAUUUGGGAAGAGGAAGAGGGGGCCAGCUGGAGCCAAGGAACAGCAGCCAUUACUUAUAACAGCAGUAUUAGCCCAAUGGGGUUUUAUGAAUCUGGGCAAGAAUCAAAGGCAGAGGAGAAAAUAAGCUAUUCUCCUCAGUCUUCCAUAGCAGACCUGUACCCCCCAAAUCCAAUAAUUAAUGAAGAAGAACCCCAUAUCCUUUCUCUCUCUCCAUCUACACACCCUACUUCUAGCCCUUGGAAUCCUAGGCAUCUUGCACAUCUUGGUGGUAAAAAAGUUUCUCACCGUAUUGAAGAUGAAACUCUACCAGAAUCUUCAGUUACUGAUAGUGGGGAUGGUCUUACUCCUGGAGAUGCUCUGAGAUCAUCCACCAGCCACUGCAGAGUACAUAAUUCUCUGCCUGCCCAACCAUCUUCCACACGCCAUAAAAGACACCACACAGACCCUAUUAUAAAGCCUACAAAACCAUUGGCUGUUCCUCCAUAUGGCAGGGGCCAGCUGAACUAUCCCCUUCCUGACUUCUCCAAAGUGGGACCUCGAGUCCGAUUACCGCGUGAAGACCAAAUUUACCAACCUCCCCAGCCUCGAAAACCAGAUGUCCUAACCAGAGGGACUCCAGUUAUCUUCAAGUCACCAGCGGAAAUAGUACGAGAGGUCCUGCUGACCAGCACAGAGAAGCCAAUCGGGGAAACCUUGCAGGCUACUGUACCUCAAGAAUUUCAAACUCCAGAGCAAGCUACCCAGCUUGUCCAUCAGCUCCAGAAAGAUUACCACAAGCUCCUCACUAAGUACGCAGAGGCUGAAAACACCAUUGACCGUCUACGUCUGGGAGCCAGAGUGAAUUUGUACUCUGACCCCCCGAAGCCAAGUCACAGCAUCAACGUAGGAAUCGUCUCACAGGGCUCAAAGCCGUUAGAAUUCACUCUUCCACAACUACAGGUGGCGACCUUCAGCUCUGUGAGUGAAACUGCGGGAGACGCCAAGGGAGACUCAGGUGUUAGCGCCCCAAAUGUCCCUACUACAACAUUGCAGCAGGAAUCGUUUCCCGCCACCGCCCCCCAGAACACGGCAGAUGAUGUUGAAGCCACCAUAGCAGCACACAUAGAUGCUCUGAGAGAAGAGCUCGCGCUGUUUGAUAAACUGUCACAUGCGGGGAAACUAACGCCAGAACAACAACGGCAGGCAGUUAUGGAACUCAGAGCAUCUCUUGAGGGUCUGGAGCACAGGUAUUUGAGGGCAAGAGACAACAAUCAUCAGGGAAAGCACCAGACAAACAAGCCUGAGGAGUUGGACGCUCAGAGGGCCCUGGAAGGUGCCAUAUUCCAGCUAGGUGUUCAACUGGACGAGAUACAGGACAGAGUGGAAGAUUCAAUUGUCCGCUCACAGGCCCAGCCUACUACUGAUGCACUAACAGCAUCUCCAGUGCCAUCAAGCAGGACCCCAAGACCUGCUAUUCCCCCGUCCUAUCCAGAGGUUCGUGUUUCUACAGAUUUCCCUGCAGAGGCUGAGGCUGAGCUAAAGACGAUGUCUAGUGAUAAAGAAGUUGUACAAGAUGCGAUACCGCAGCCCCUUCGUCACAAACAGAUGCAAGUAGAGAAGGAAUAUGACGCACUGCUAUCUACAUACAGCAGCUUCAAGACUCUGCCACAUGCUCUAGAAUUGGAGCAAGCUGAGUGGACAGAAAGUCAACCACAGGUCACUGUACCCCAGGGGCACUUGCAGGACACCAGACCACAGGAGUACCAACAGAUCAAUGGUCACCAGAAUCACCAUCCGGCCCUCAAGCUCCACGAAAACUCCCAGGUUGUCAGAUUUAAUGAAAGUGUUGAUGACACAAAACCUCAAGAUUAUUCCCAUUCCAAGAGACCUCCAGAGCGCCCACCAUCAAACAAAUCCCUGGGCCCUGUGUAUGUUAUGCAAUCUUAUGUUAAUCCGGCGGUUACCAGUCGCCAGGACCACCCCAGGGCUAAUGGAACUCAUAACCACUUGCAUGGUAACCGACAUAACAUGGAUGUGCAGACCACUAAAUCACAGGAUCAUAUUCCUUCUAGAUCUUCCAGAGGGAGAGCUCCUACACACAGUCCCCCUGUUGCACAAACCCACUCACAAUCUGAACAAAGGAGAGCAUCAAAUGCAUGGUUGGUAGAGGAGAUGUCUUCUCCUGGAAAACACACAAGGAGCAAGAGCUUGUCUAAACGUUCACAGGCUAUUAAGCCUCAUGACUCACUAAGCCACUCGUCAAUACCGCGGGUUAGAAGAGAAUCCACCAAUAUCCCAAGAAAACAGAGAUUUUUUAGUGGAGAGCGGCCCCAAAGUUCUCAGUCACAGAGAAGCAGUGUAAGUGACAGGAGUGUCAGCUCUUCAGCCCAGCGAGAGCCAACAAAAGAUAAAAGGACAACUGUACAGGAUGGGGUUGUGUCACCAGAAACAGAUAGCGGUUUCCUAGGAUCAGAAGGUAGCAAUCUGUCCCCUAUCCAAAAACAGAUGUCUCCACUAAUCCGUAACAGGGAGUUUCCACACUUCUCAAACACAUCCCCCAAACAGACAGACAAGAUGCUGUCUCAGAGUUAUCAUGAUCAAACGGCAGGUACACGCAAAGCAUUCAGGGAGAGGAGGCAAAAGGACGACCAGUGGAGACGCCCAUCCAGAUCGCCCUCUCUAGGAGCAAAUAGCCUGACUGAGAGCAGAGAGCAGAGUCCUGCAGGGGUGUCGGACUUUGAGAAUGACGACUGCAGUGAUGGUAUAACCAGCGUUCCAUCUAAUGCAUCCCUUCCCCCUUCUCCUGCUAAGAGGUUCGAUCACAGUAACGGAAAUUUUCUGGAGACACGAGCAGUGCGAGAACAAGCAAUCUAUGAUCUACAGAAGGAAGUCACCCAUUUAAGAAAACAUUUAGAGAAAUGCCUGAACAGUUCUCCAGCACAGGAGAAACCAGAGAAGAAUCAGCCGUCUCCUACCUUCCACAAUUUGCAGGAGGAAAGAGUACCCCCGCUUGCUUUCCCUCAGCAGUCUCUGUUGACAGAUAGUGUAUCAACAUUACAGGAGUUGAGAGCAGAGUACCCUCGGACCAAAGUAGCUCCAGACGGCCCCAACCACGGCAUCAAAAAUGUUUGUGGGGCAUACACUGGUACUUCAUACCAUGCCCCGGAUCCUCCUGUGCCAGCCCCAUGCCCACUGUGCCGUAGUGCUAGGAACCCAGCAGGGACCGCAGGAAUCUUGCAGGAAGGUGACAAUAUUUCCCCUGUACCUCCGCCUUGUGAUGUGUGUCAUGAAAAUGCAGCAUCUGCUCGCAGAAACGAUGUAUCAGAAUGUCACAUGACUAGGAGAGGAUCAAGGUGUCACAGGGCCCCAAGAUCCGGACACUGGGUCCUAAGUGAGACUCCCCCUGUGACUAUGAGUUACAUACAGACGCCAAUCAUCUACCAUGCUCCAGGGAUAUAUACUUCAUCACCCAACCUCUACGUUCCCAUGGGAUACAGCGUUUCUCAGCCUUCUCAUACAAUGACUCUUCCUUCAGAGCCGUACCGCCUGCAGCCUGACGACAUUAGCCGGCCCCUGAACCGGGCAUUAGAGGCGGCAAAGGAGCUAAAAAUAACUAGCAAGAAAAUGUGCCGUUCGCUUACAUCUGACCUUGGCUCACAGCGCCGUUUACGGGGGUCCUGUCUGUUUUAGUGCCUCUAACUAUAUAUAUAAUAUUUAUGUUUUAUCUCUGUUAAUGUGUGCGCGUUUUGUAUACACCAUUUGCACUUGAAGUUUGGCAUCUCCCGCAUCCUCAAUGCAAACCGACCAAUGAUUAGAGACAUUCCAGGGCCCGCCCCAGUUUUGUCUGGCACGCCCACCUUUAUCCAACCCCCCCGCCCCAUGGCAUCCAGCGGCUCCGCCCACUAAACAUCAGUGGACCACUGUCUCCCCCCCCCCCCCCCGUCCCAGAAAGUGAAGUUUCGGUACUUUAUACUCAACUAAUUUCUGUCAUGCAUAAGAAAGAGUAUCAUUUACAUGGUACCGCUGUAUUUGUUUAAAGGGACAUUAUAAUAGAAAAAGGACAAUGUCUAAUUCGUUAUCGACCCUGCAACACUGAUUAUAACAUCUUAUUUUUGAUUAUUAUGGUCAUUUAAGUUUCUAUAUAAACCGCACUUACUGCAUAUAUUUUCAGGUAAGUACUUUUUUAUAUGGACGACAGAACAUUUCUUGGGCACAAUCUGCUGUGAAAUUCAUCUAUUUCUUAUACUGUUUAAGGGGGCAUUAAAAAAAUCUCCAGUUUACAAAGAUUAAUAAUAAUUAUUUCAGUGAGUUGAGCCCACUACUUGUAAGUUCAGUGAGAGGUGAUCAGUUUUAUGUCCCUUUAAGAGGACAAAUUGUAUUCUAUAAGGACAUAAAAGUGCAUAACAAAAAUACUUUAAUGUGUUAAAUCAUUGUAUUAUUGCACUAUAAGUCUAAACACACAGGGCUCAAUCACUCACAUUAAAGUCUAUGGGUAUUUUUGUGUUUUUAAAUGAUUUGCAAUUAUCUGCAGCGCAACAAUGCACUACUGGGAGCUAGCUGUACACAGCUGGUCAGCCAAUGGCAAGAGACAUAUAUGUGCAGCCACCAAUCAGCAGCUAGCUCACAGAAGUGCAUUACUGCUCCUGAGCUUACCUAGAUAUGCUUUACAGCAAAGGAUACAAAUAGAAUGAAGUUAAUUUGAUAAUAGAAUUAAGAUUGCAUGCUUUUAUCUAACUCCCUGUUACUGACAUGGUACCAUAUUGCCUGUGUGCGCUCAUUUCCUCUGCUACACGGCUUAUAAUGUUUUAUAUAUAUUGUAACUGAUUGCUGGUCAGUCAGACUCCGUAAAGAACAGAUUCUGAGCUUUCAGUCACAUUAAUGAAACUCUCCCACUCAGGUAGCGCAUCGUACCAGCACAAAUAAGGUAUUUUAAUAUGUAUAUUUUUGCAUCAAGAAUAUUGGUCUAAAAUGUUUCUAUUUAUUUUUGAGUGUGUUAAUGGUACUGAAAAAAACAAAUUGUUUGGCAAUGCACUCCUGGCAGUGCAAGAGUUAAUAAAUAAAUUUGUGCAGAAUUUGAGUUUUCUAACGUGUAGAAUUCCAACACAGCGAAUGUAGAAUUUGUCUUUAUUUAACUGUGAAAUAGGAUAUAUUGAGCUAAAAUUCCUUUUGUGUCAUAAAAUAUUGAAGUAUUUUGGUUAAAAUACUUUUGUAGUAAUCUAUUUUUCAUUCAAUAAACACCUUUUUUCUAAAUAA
Messenger RNA from Bombina bombina (fire-bellied toad), 5967 nucleotides. RefSeq names its product AT-hook transcription factor (gene AKNA). The transcript is spliced from 22 exons. Gene Ontology annotation, biological process: epithelial to mesenchymal transition; neuroblast delamination; neuroblast division in subventricular zone. The record is from RefSeq and is a predicted model, not a curated record. Bases 187 to 4404 code for a protein of 1405 amino acids. Lineage: Eukaryota; Metazoa; Chordata; Amphibia; Anura; Bombinatoridae. Gene Ontology annotation, cellular component: centrosome.